AACGCCAAUCGAUCUCUGGACUGCGUGGUGUACGGACGUCCGUAAACUGUGCGGCUCCACGUAUUCGUAGCGUAUUCGCGUUAGGUUUGAUUUUUCGCGUGACUUCAGCUUUCUGCCUCGUCUCCGGUGUGCUGUGUUUGUGUGUGCAAUUAAUUGAUUGCAAAGUGGAGUUACAUUUACAUACCUGCCAUCAGCAGUAGAUGUUGGUUUGGCGCUUUUUUCUCUAUCCAAUGGUGGUAACAGUGCACAUCAGUCCUCCGAGAAGGGCUGUAAAGGGUGAGAGUUAGAGAAGAGAGGUGCCACCUCACUCCCUCAUUCGCUCCUGUUUGAUUCACCUGAUGUAACUUGAGAAUCAACCCUGCCCUGGUGCUACGGUGAUGACCUUGCUAUGCAAAGUGCAAAAGCAAGGGAAACGUGUAAUGUGUAGAACCUAACCAACAUGGUCUCGGUUUGACUGCACGCAUUUUUAAACACAGAGAGAGAGAAAGAGGAAAAGGUGUGUGUCUGUGUGUGCGGGCGCGUUUGUUUGCGUUUGAAGUUUCUAUGCGUGGCACUGGUGAUCAUCCCUUGUACUCGUCGAGAAAGCGGAAGAAGGGAAAAAGCUGCAAGUGAUUGACGAGGGAGGUUUGCUCAGGCGUGGAUGUUAUUUGCGAAGCCUUACAUUUCGAGGCUUAAAAUCGAAGAGAAGUGUAAAGAACUGCACGUCACGCUGUGGCAAGAAGUGUGAAACGCAUCUACUUUCAGUUCGGGGGGAAAAUUGAGUGAGUUUGCAGAACUGAGUAAGUGAAAUACUAGUGCUGGUACGAAAAUCUAGCACGGAGAUGUGAAACAAACAACCACAAGCAGAAGGAAACCCCAAGUGUCAAUCAGCUGGUGUACUGCAUCAAGAUCUUCGCCCCUUCGUGUGGUGGUGAAAGCCUCUAAUGUGAGAAAUUAUCGGCAAGAUCUAUCACUAUCGUGUACUUGUCUGGUGACUUCACCAUCUCGCCGGUUGGCGGAUCUUGCAGUGUUGGUGACAGUGUGCGCAUCGGUGUGUGACGUGAGGAAAAUAUAACCCAAGAUCUGGGCACCACGACAGGCGAAGCCACACGACACAAAAUUGGGUUAACGGAGCGGGUGUGUGUAUGUAUGCGUGUCUCAUCUCGCAGGUCGAGAGAUCGAUCUAGCUCUGAGAGGUCGUGUGUGCGUGUACUAUCUGCAUCGCAUCUUUUGCGCGUGAGUUUCCGGUGAGGUACAUCCGAGUCCGGAAGAGUCACCCCAAAACAGGGUCACCAAGUGACGUCGUCGGUGUCAACGCCAGAGUUCCGGUGAAGCACUAAAAGACUCCAAAAAUGGUGUUUGGAAGCCGAUUUCGUAUUGGAAGCUGCACGAGCAAGGAUUACUACAUCUACCACGUAACGAGUCCUGAACCGGUAACGCCAAUCACAAAGGACGAGGAUGGAAAACGCACCGAUCGGAGCAUAACAUCCGCUUACUCCCUAAAUUGUCGGCAUGGUGGAAGCUAUGCGAUCAGCAGCGAUGAUGACGAUGAUGGUGACACGGAUGGUACAGUUUCCUCAUCUGCCUGCUCCGUUGCCUCGUCCUCAUCUUCCUCUUGCCACUCGAGCUCAAAGAACUGGCUGGAGAUGCUCAGUCCAAGAAUCCCCAGUCCUUUCAGGAUGAAGCGCUCGAUAGCGUUGACGUAAGUCCGAACCAGUUCAGUGUGCCUGUGUGUUUGUGUGUGAGUUUUGCAAUUGUGCAUGC
Molecule: messenger RNA, 1743 nt
Organism: Anopheles coluzzii
Lineage: Eukaryota; Metazoa; Arthropoda; Insecta; Diptera; Culicidae
Exons: 2
Coding region: 1332-1685 (117 amino acids)
Source: RefSeq, a predicted model, not a curated record